Molecule: messenger RNA, 2903 nt
Organism: Salarias fasciatus (jewelled blenny)
Lineage: Eukaryota; Metazoa; Chordata; Actinopteri; Blenniiformes; Blenniidae
Gene: ccnq
Product: cyclin Q
Exons: 5
Coding region: 286-969 (227 amino acids)
Biological process (GO): regulation of transcription by RNA polymerase II
Molecular function (GO): cyclin-dependent protein serine/threonine kinase regulator activity
Source: RefSeq, a predicted model, not a curated record
GUCACAGGUGACUACAUGGUGGCGAUAAAGACAGGUGUUUGUAGGUGUCUCGUUCUCUCAAACUCUGAGCGUCGUUCAUGUGAUUUCUUCAUUUAUAACACUUUAUAUCGCAUCACGUCGGAGCGAAGCAGCGACUUUAAACGCAGCUCAAUAUUAGCUUCUUUCUUUGUCUCCUCGUUAGCACGCUAAGCUAGCAGCAGCCGUCCCGUGUCUCACUGUGUCCCUCACGGAGGGCUAGAAGACUCCACGGCCGCAUGUCCUCCACCUCAGUGUGACACAGACACCAUGGAGGGUCCGUCCUCCCGCCCAGCCGCCACCGCGGGAAGGAGAGACUCCAGCGGGGAAGGAGAGGAUCCGGCCCGGGACACGAAGACGCACUUCAGAGUGUGUCGCUUCAUCAUGGAGACAGGGAUGAAGCUGGGCAUGCGCUCGGUGCCCAUGGCCACGGCGUGCGUGUUGUAUUACCGCUUCUUCGAUCGAGUCAGCAUGAGGGCGUACGAGCCGUACCUGGUGGCCAUGAGCGCCAUCUACCUGGCGGGUAAAGUGGAGGAGCAGCACAUCAGGACGAGAGACAUCAUCAACGUGAGCCACAGGUACUUCAACAGCGGCAGCUCUCCUCUGGAGUGCAACAAGGAGUUCUGGGAGCUGCGGGACAGCGUGGUGCAGUGUGAGCUGCUCAUCCUGAGGCAGCUCAACUUCCACGUCUCCUUCGAACACCCGCACAAGUGUGUCCCUGCAGUACCUCCUGCACUACCUGCUCUCCGUGCGGUCCCUGGUGAACCGCCACGCCUGGUCUCGGACCCCGGUGGCGGAGACUUCCUGGGCGCUGCUCCAGGACUGUUACCACGGCGCCAUGUGCAUCCGCCACGCCCCCCAGCACAUCGCCAUAGCGACGCUGUACCUGGCUCUGAACAGCUACGGACUGGAGCCGCCGGACGGGGAGAGGGCCUGGUGGCAGGUGCUGUGUGACAACGUGACCCAAGAGGACAUCGAUGCUGUGAUCUCCGACCUUCUUCAUCUCUACGACAUGGAGGCCAAGUGUAUCUGAAGGAUCGAAGGACGCAGCCAGCAGGACGUGUGUGUGCGCACAUCUGUGUGUGUGUGUGUGUGUGUGUGUGUGCGCGCGUCACAAACAGCUCAUGAUUUGGAGCGAUGCUGCGUUGCGGUUCAGGUGUGUGUCGUGCAGGAGCUCUCUGGUGCCCCAGUUAGUCUGUGAACUGUGACAAAAACACGGCUGCUGCAGUUCCGCCUGCCGCCACCGUGGGGAGGCAGUUCCCGCCCCCCCUGUCCCUCCUGCCUCUCCUGCCCCAGCCCCCCUGUGGGGGCAGGAUACUGAUGGGACAUGAAGCACAGCAGUGUUCCACUCUGGAACACACACGCCACAUGUUUGAUCCACCGACGGCUCAGAAGCAGAAAACAGAUCCAGAAGAUUCCGCUGAUCCAUAAACAUGACGCUGACUUCCAUUACAUUAGUUUUUCUUUUCUAAAUAUAUGUAUAUUUUUAUAGUUGAAUGCGAGCUGAACCUUUCCGUUUUGCUGCAUGAGUCUGCGUCUGGAGGCGGAGGACGGGUCUUUACUCAUUUUUCAUCCUCUUCUAUAAAAACUUGUGAAGACAGUUGGCUGGCUGAUUGUUGGACGUAUUCUGAAAUGCUAAUAUACUGUGAUUAAAAUGGGAUGUUUGGCAGCAGAAUUGCAUUUUCCGUGUUUGUUUUUUUUCCCCCCCCUGAGUAUUUGCAGCAUCCAAAUCAGAAUGGUUUGAGUCCACUUCUUACCCAGCAGGGGAAAAAUCUGUGAGAUUUUCUGUAUAUUUUGAUUUUGUCCUGUUCUGUAAGCGAUCAGUUUCUGCAUAUUUGGAAACUAAUACAUGAAUUAUUAAAAAAAAGAAACGCCUUGGCACUUUGAGACCUGUCACUGAGGAAAUGGAUCUUCUUUUAAGGCAGUUGAGACAAGACUCUAGGAAAAUGCACUCUUCUUAGGAGUGAGGCCGACUGAAUGAGGCUCCCCUCCUCUGAGGCUGGGUCUGCAGGCUUUUUCUUGGUAAAAGAGAAUUUUAUUUUUUCUUUUCACCGUUUACUCCUGUUAUGUUGAAUUGUUGGUUUUUCUCUUUAAACAUGAAUUGACUGACAUGUUGACGCUGAGCAAACUGCUGAACCAGCGUUUCAGGGUCUCUUUAGGCGGAGGUGGAUGAAGCAUUCAAACGUUGAAACAGAGCGUGACUCCAGUGGAAGUAGAAGGCUGGUAUCCGGUGAAAGAGGACUGGGAUCAGAAGUUCCUCCUGUAAUGAGCGUUUCUCUUACAGCAUUACAUUUUCUGAUUACUGGUGACUUUAGUCGUGUCACUGUGGUUACAGAGAUGUUUUCCUGUUGGCCUCGGGACUUUGCGCAGAGGAACAUCGGUUUUAUCCACGUCAAUGUUUUCACUAGAGUUGAAUUUCAAGAGAAUUAUGUGUGAACAACCAGCUGUUAAGUUUUCCCCGUCAUUUCUCCUUUGUGUCCCUUUCUGGGUCACAGUCCAGCCGUAACCUCCAAUGAGUUUAUGCUUUUGAGUUCAACUCAAUCCCACAAAAACAGGUACUUAAUUUUUUUCUGCUAAGAAAUAUUCUGUAUUAAUAAUUCAUGCACCACAUACUGAAAAUUGGCACAUUCAUUCUUUCAUCUGUACAUUUUCUGCGGCUUAUCUUGGUUCAUAUUUAUGAUUGUCAUGAAGAAAUGUAUAUUUGGGCCUCGGUAACAGUGAAACACAUCUUUUUGUAUUUUCAGUGCUAGAUUCUUAACAAAAUACUAAAUACGUUUAAAUCCUGACAAAAAGAUUUCAGUAGAUCUAGUGCUUUUGUUUGUGUUGGUGUUCCUCUGAACAUUUCAUCAUGAAACAUAUUAAAUUAUAUAUAUUUUUAAGGAACUAGA